Molecule: messenger RNA, 1743 nt
Organism: Aedes aegypti (yellow fever mosquito)
Lineage: Eukaryota; Metazoa; Arthropoda; Insecta; Diptera; Culicidae
Gene: Rsf1
Product: RNA-binding protein Rsf1
Exons: 2
Coding region: 317-898 (193 amino acids)
Biological process (GO): mRNA splicing, via spliceosome
Cellular component (GO): nuclear speck
Molecular function (GO): RNA binding
Source: RefSeq, a predicted model, not a curated record
ACUGGUAGCACCGGAGCUUUAUUCCGUCUCAAUCGUUCGAUUGGAUCGGACGUAUUCUAGUUCAUUCUCCGUUUUUUCUGUGGUGAUUCAUAUUCAGUGGAAGGUUUAACUUGAAGCUUGGUCUGGUCUGAAAAAAUUGAAAGUCGAAACCGACACCGUACGCCAUCUUCGUUAGAACGCCGCCGCCCUUUCUGCAUCGACGAAGUUCGCUCGUAUUCGACGUAAUCGCAAUCGACGUUAUCAACGUUUAUCAACGCAUCGUCGACAUCUACGCAAGGCACGCACACUCGUCGAUUGAACGGUUUGAACAGUAAAAAUGAGCGAAGAGAAGGGCACUAGAGUCUACGUCGGCAACCUCACCGAUAAAGUGAAGAAGGAAGAUCUCGAAGGAGAAUUCACCAAAUACGGUAAAUUGAACUCUGUAUGGGUUGCUUUCAAUCCCCCAGGUUUUGCUUUCAUUGAGUUCGAAAACAAAGAGGAAGCAGAGUCGGCAUGCGACAACCUGAACGGCCAGGAUAUCCUUGGUUCCAAGCUUCGCGUUGAGAUCUCCAAGGGUCGCCGUAAUCCACGUGGGGGCCCACGAGGAUUCCGUGGUCCACCAGGACGAUCCGGCAGCAGCGGUGGUUUCCGUUCCAGCUCUCGUGGUGGUUUCCGCGACGGAGGUGGCUACCGUAAUGGUGGCAGCAGUGGUGGUUUCCGUGGUGCAAGCCGUAGCGGAAGCCGCUUCGAUAGCUACGGAAGCAGCCGCUCCAGCGGUGGAUCUGGUGGCUACAGCCGUGAUUCUGGUCGUGAUAGCUACAGCAGUGGCUUCGGAAGCGGCUACGGGGGUGGUCGAAGCAGUGGCGGCGGCGGACGGUUCCGAUCAAGAUCACCAGUUGGCGCUCGCGGUAGAUAUUAAGUGAAUAGCAUUUAAGCUGAUUGAGCUACUGUCCCUUGUUCUAUGCGGCGUAAUAUUUCUCACACAAGAAAUACAACGCCAUAUACAACUUUAACCACGGGUGCAGUUGUCCAUGCACGGUCUUAUUUAUUGUACUGGCAAUAAUUUAAUGUUUUCACUCACUCUAUGGCGAUAGAGAAAAUUUAUUUGGCACUUGCAAAUUUCUCACAUAGAAAGCUGUAGACGAAUUAGACCUUACCGAUUUAUGAUCCAAAUAGCUCAUAGAAUAAUUGUUUAGACAACACAACCUAUGUCAUUUUUGAAACAACAAAAAAUAUUUUGAGAUUCGCCAAAAAUGUAAAACUAUUUUGUACUGUUUUAUAUGUGUUUUAAUAUAUAAAAUAGGAAAGGCAAUCUUUAACAAUGCUUCAACGAUGUUGUGUCUCUGUGACUGAAAUCGUUGGCACUAAAAUGAAUUCAUUACAUUUAUGUUAAACUGAAACGUGUAUGAAUCGGCAAAUAAAUCAAAUGACUCACACAAAUGAAAAACUAUUACAAAAAAAAAGGAAAAAGUGAAACGACGCCAAAUUUACUUCAUUCGAAAUUCAAGUCCAAGUGAAUACGUGAUGCAAUAUCUUCGAAAGGAAAGAAGCUUUGGUAUGCUAUUUUCAUGAUUACCAGCAAAUAUAAAGGAAAAACAUGGUAAUGAUCUCGUCGUAGUACUGGGCAGACACACACACAAAGCACGGUGAAAUUCUGACUUGAAUCACCAUACCAAAAACCUUUCCUGACACAUGAAAUCGAAAACAUUUUAUCUGAAAUAUUUUAUUUGAAUAGAUCAAAAAUAAAUCUAUAUAACACUUGAA